Messenger RNA from Moneuplotes crassus, 864 nucleotides. NCBI's taxonomy places the organism in Eukaryota, Ciliophora, Spirotrichea, Euplotida, Euplotidae. The record is from the annotation of a GenBank genome assembly.
AAUGGAGGCAGAUAAGAUGUAUGACAUCCUUGCAGAGUCAGGAUGUGAGAUACACUCCAUCAAAGAUACUCCUGGAGGAGACAAAAGAUAUGAAAAGGCAAGUAAAGAGCAAUUGGUUGACACAGCCAAUCAUGUCAAUGAAGUUGCCCAAGUACAAGAGUUCCUAAAGGACAAAACUUUUGAAGAGAGAUAUGAGUGGGUAGAACAAUCCAAAAAUGAAGCCAAUCAAUAUUACGCUGACAAGCUUUAUGGCAAGGCUCUUGAUAAGUAUCUCAAUGCUCUUUAUGGCCUCAAUUUCCCAGAUCAAACAAUAGAAAAUGAGAGAAAAGUAAAUUUUGAGCUUAAGGUACCUCUGUUGAACAAUAUGUCUAUCUGUCUUUUAAAAGUCAAGCAAUAUCAAAAGGUGAUUUCAAUGACAGACCAAGUUCUGCUCAUUGAUCCAGAUAAUUUCAAAGCAUUAAUUAGAAGAGCAAGUGCUCAUCUUGAACUGGGGAACUUCUCUGAAGCUAAAGAAACUUUAACGAAGGCCAAAAGAUUGGCUAAAUCUAAAGAAGAUGGCAAGACAAUCGCUGAAAUUAAACAGAAUUAUGAGAAAUGAAUGAAGAAGCAGGAAGAGUUUGCCCAGAAAGUAUUCAGUAAAUCUGAGAACACUAAGGAUUUAUACAAGGACAAACCAAUACCAUCAGCUUCCAGAGUAGAUCCUCUAGUAGAUCAAGAUGAGGUUGAGUACCUUAAAACUAUUGGUAACAUUCACUGGUUUCUUUACCCAUACAUCAAAACUUUCAGGGCUCUAAUAAAUUGCAGAAGAAGGCCAAUCCCAUUUAGAGAAGAGUUAGGGCUGGAUAAACUCAAGGAAGAUUAAAG